UCAACACUUUAUUGAACAUUUUUAUUUUUUAUUAAUAGCAUGUCCAGUCUGUAGUAGGAUCAGAGAAAAGCAUCAAACCCCUGCGAAGACCGACGGUGUGGCACCAUGUUGGAAAUAUAUAAGGUGGCAAUCCUGCUGUCUGUCCUGGCUUCAGCGGCUCUGGGCCAAGGACCUGUGAGGACCAGGAGCCAGUCGGACCGGACCAGGAGAGUCGCCCCCAACACCCUCACCGACACCCAGACAACAGACGUGACGGAGUGGACGUCUUGGUUCAACAUCGAUCAUCCCGGAGGGAACGGAGACUACGAGCGCCUGGAGGCCAUCCGCUUCUAUUACAGGGAGAGGGUCUGCGCUCGGCCCAUCGCCAUGGAGGCCCGCACCACCGACUGGGUGGCGCCGGCAGACACCGGGGAAGUGGUCCACUCCAGUCUGGAGAAGGGCUUCUGGUGCGUCAACAACGAGCAGCCCCGGGGCCGCGUCUGCUCCAACUACCACGUCCGCUUCCAGUGCCCCCCAGUGCAGAGCUACUGGACUAAUUGGAGAGAGUGGGGUCCCUGUUCCACCGCGGUGUGUAACGACGUGGGCAUCCAGGUGCGCCAGAGGAAGUGUGUGAACACGCAGCCCAUGCCUCUGCUGCUGGUGCCGGCGUGCAUCGGCCACCACUCGGAGAGGAGGGAGUGCUCCAACCCGCCGUGUGCCGCCAAGUGGGGCCCGUGGGGUCGGUGGGGGUCGUGUUCGGCGACCUGUGGUGGCGGUCGCAGGAUUAGGAGGAGGACCUGUGCGAGGAGUUCAGGGACCGUUCAGUGCACCGGGCGGCCGGCGGAAAGACAGAAGUGUGGGAGGAGUCCGUGUCCAGCCAAAUGUCAGCUGGUGUGCAGCGAGGGUCGCCCCAGCGAGGACUGCAGCCGGUGCACGUGUGACGACCACGUGCUGCGCGGCGAGGUCCUCGGCGUGACCGGCGUUCCCGUGGCAAACGCCCGGGUGGCGCUGGACAGGGAGCCCAAGGUGAUCCGCGCCCUCACAGACGCCAAAGGUCAGUUCAGGAUCACGGGAAUCUGCUCCUUAAGCUCCACCUCGAUCGCCAUCAGGAAGGAGAAGUUUGCCCCCAUCACCGUCUCCGCCGUCAGCAACGGCACAGGGUCGUCAUGGUUACGAGCUGUCCUCAGAUCAGCCGAGAAGCCGUACAUCGUGAAACACCCGGAGGACAAAGUGCGUUACGAGGGAGGACGAGUGAUGAUGUGCUGCAAGGCAACGGGGUCACCGACACCUGACAAAUACUACUGGUACCACAAUGGGACUCUUCUGGACAGGAAGCUGUACAAGUACGAAGAGGACCUGGUCCUGUGGAGCCUGAAGCCGGAGCAGUCCGGGCAGUACUACUGCAAGACCAGCAGCUCCGCGGGCAGCAUCAAGUCCUCUCCAGCCCUCCUCACUGUCAUCGCCAAAGGAAAGCCAACGUGCAACUCCACCCCCGAGAUGCACCUCAUCAGACUGCCGAUGGACUGCGUUCAACCCGGGACUGACUCCAUGCACUACAACACCGGCCGCUGCCUUCACAACAAAUGCGCCGGCUCCCUGGACUUCGAUAUGCGCUGCAGAGACGAAGCCGGGUUCUGCUGCGGGGUCAAAGACAUGGAGAGUCGAGACAUCGAUUGCGGGAGCUACAUCCUCCCGAUCCGGGCUGUGACUCAGUGCAGCUGUCAGAAGUGUUUGCAGCCCACUGUGCUUGUUCGCGGCAGAGUGUUCACAGUUGACAAUGGUGAUCCUCUGCGUUUUGGGCACAUCUACAUCGGUAAAGAGAGGGUGGGCACCACCGGGUACCAAGGAGGCUUCACCUUGCAAAUUCCACCUGAUACGCAGAGAUUAGUGGUCAAUUUUGUUGACCCCACUGAGAAGUUUCUUGACACUCCCAAAGUGUUCAUCCUCGAUAAGAGAGGCGGGUCCGUCUACCACGAUGUGAAGGUGAUGAGAAAGAAGAAACCAAUUGACAUAAAUGCCGCAGAAACCAACUCUAUUAACCUCGGGGAAAUUGAUGGCGAAGACCCCAUUGGUCAGUUGUUGAUUCCUCCCAACUCCUUCCACAAGGACAAUGGAGACAUCUACAAGGGAACUGUGAAAGCCAGCGUCACAUUCAUUGACCCCAGAAACAUCACCACGGCGGCCGCGGCACCUGGCGAUCUCAACUUUGUGGACGGUGAGGGCAACAUGCUCCCUUUGAGGACCUAUGGCAUGUUCUCUGUGGACUUCAGAGAUGAGACCAACAAGGAGAUACUCGGAGCUGGAACUGUUCAAGUUCUUCUCGACACGCAGCAUGUCAAAAUGCCGGAACACAUUCCCAAAAUGAAACUGUGGUCUCUGAACCCGGACACGGGGGUAUGGGAAGAGGAGAGCAACUUCUCCUACACCGCGACGACUUCCGGCGGUCAUGGGCGGAGCAAACGAGAGGAACGCACAUUCCUCAUAGGCAACAUGGAGAUCAGAGAGCGUAGGCUCUUUAAUCUGGACGUGCCUGAAAACAGACGCUGCUACGUCAAAGUCCGUGCCUACAUGAACGACAAGUUCCUAUCUAGUGAACAGCUGGAGGGCGUUGUGAUCAGCUUGAUAAAUUUAGAACCGGAACCUGGAUUUUCCUCCAACCCUAGGGCAUGGGGCCGCUUCGACAGCGUCAUAACUGGGCCCAACGGGGCUUGUUUACCGGCUUUCUGUGAUGCCCAAAGGCCCGAUGCUUACACAGCUUAUGUCACAGCAAUAAUGGGUGGGGAAGAACUGGAGGCAGCUCCCUCCGCCCCCAAGAUGAAUCCAAACAUCAUUGGUGUGUCCCAGCCAUACCUGGAUAAAAUAAAUUACCAGCGCUCAGACCACGACGAUCCGGCUCUGAAGAAAACGGCCUUCAAAAUGAACUUGGCGAAGCCAAAUCAAAAUAAUUUUGAUGAGUCGAAUGGGCCAAUAUAUGCGUAUCAGAAUGGAUUAAGUUGUGAAAAUGCCCCUACUGAUGCGAAUCAUUUCAGAUUCUUCAGAGUGGAAAAGGACAAGUAUGAAUACAAUGUUGUUAGCUUCAAAGAGACCGAUUUGACGACCUGGAUGGGCGACUACCUCUCCUGGUGGCCCAACCCCCAAGAGUUCAGAGCAUGCUUCAUCAAGGUCAAGAUCCAUGGACAGAAGGAAGUGAUGGUCAGGUCGAGGAAUUUCGGGGGAACACACCGAGAAACGAAAGGUAAACUUUAUGGCAUAAGAGACAUCCGCAGCACCCGGGACAUGCGAGAAGCCAACACCUCAGCGGCCUGUUUGGAGUUCAAAUGCAGCGGUAUGUUGUUUGAUCAAGCUGAGGUGGACCGAUCUAUCAUCUCAGUGCUUCCACAGGCGAACUGUCGCAUGACCAAAACCAACAGCCUCCUCCAGGAGUACCUCAUCAAGCAUCCACCGGUUGCUCCAAACAACGACACCCAUGGGUUCAGCAUGCUGGCCCCCGUAGAUCCUUUGGGACACAACUAUGGCAUCUACACAGUCACAGACCAGAACCCCAGGGUGGCCAAGGAGAUCGCUAUUGGCCGCUGCUUUGACGGCACCUCGGAUGGUUUCUCCAGGGAGAUGAAGACAGACUCUGGAGUGGCGCUGACCUUCAGCUGUCCAGAGAGGAAAAUUAGCAGAGAAAGCCUUUUCCAACGCCUGCAGAACAACCCGUCUCAGACUCUGGCACAGAUGGGGAGGAGCAUGAGGGAGUCGGACGGUAUGCAGGCGCAGAGAUUACCCACCCGGAUAGUGGCCUAUCCGUCAAAGCAGCAGGGCAGGACCCAGAAUCGCAGAACCACCUCUACAACCAGAAGAAGAGUGUCCAUGCGCACACAGCAGCGGCAAUAGAUGUUCCAAGCUCUUCCGCCAAGACUGAUAUUAUGCCGUCGAAUCAGGGAAGUAAAAGUGGCCUCGUCUGAUGAUGAGUUUGAACUCCCUCUUGACUAUGGAAACCAUCAAACAGAGGCAGACAGCAAUUCAGCAAAAAUAAUGAGUGGUUGAAGAUAUUCAUUAUACUUACUUGAAGGGUUUGGUAGAUAAAUGUCUUCCUUCUCUGAAAAGACAUGCAUUAUUUGACUGUGUGUAGCACGGUGACUGGCAUUCACAUAAUUAGCUUUGGUCUCAUUUAAUGUACGAAAAGACUGACUUGACGUUUGAGAAUGUAACUUUUAUAGUUCUGAUCUGUGGCAUUCCACUUUCCACUUGUUAUUCCUUUUUUGCAGACGUCUUUUCAAAAAACAAACAUUUAUAAACUAUAAAAUACUACGCCAGGCCCCAAACACUUCAUAAUUAGCCGUUGCUUUCCACUGAACUUUUCUUCUAGGUCAAAAAUAAAAAUAAAACUUGUUUUUGUACAAACUGGGACAUAUUCGCCACCAAAAGAGACAGCGGGCGAGGCUUGCCACCCAGGGAAUAGAGGAUGUCUUCCGUCAUGCUUCUUAAUGUUUUUUCAUUUGCGUGCCACAUUGCCGUCUGUGAAUUUUGCCAAACAUCCUUUCACACCUAGUUAAUGUGCUAGACCAGGGCCUCCGCCAAGACGAGCGUGGAUCUCGCCAGUGGCUGAUUGAGACAUAUGACACAAUUCCCUUCUGUCCUCGGCAUAUUCGAAAUUGGCCACACCAGAGAAACAUUUCUUAAUAAAAAGUUAAUAUUCCCAAAAUAUCUCACGUUCUCAGAAGACCUUUCGCAGACUGCUUCAGGGUCCAGCUUUGUUUUUGUUGGGUAAUGUGCUUGAGAGCUGCCUUUGUAUCUUGAAGUGCAAUAACUAUAUAAUUUAACUUAAGAAUUCUUGAAGAUCAGCAUGUAACCAACUAAUAAAUAAAAAGUUCUGCCGGGGAACAAAGCAACAGCUCGUUCAGUACGCGCGGUAGAUAGUGUCUCGUAUGAGACCUUGCACAGGAAACAUCAUUUAACUCCUACGUAUGUAAUCAUUCUUCAACUUUCUGAACUGCCAAGAGUCUAUUAAUCGUUUCAUACUUUGCUGCAUGACUCAGUUGAUUUUCUCCUUCUUCUUCUUUUUACAAUUUUUACUCCAGAGAGCAAUCUUGUUCGAGGGAGUUAAAACUCUCAGCGGAACCUUCUCUUCAUCAACACAACCCACUGUAUGAUCUGACACAUGAGAGUGACAAUUUAAAAAAAGUAACACGCCUGUGAAUUUAUUGGCCACGUUUUCAGAAUUUCUACUGUCACCGAAAGUCAAUUUAAAAUGUACAUCUUAAUACUAGAGAUAUAAAGACAGAUUAAUAGACAGAUAACAAAUAGUAGGCUAUUUUAAUUGAUGUAGGUGAUUAGAAGAAACCUUCCUCUGAUAAAAGUGCUAAACUUGUUUAUCUGCAAAAUGAGGAUUUACAGACCCCCGGGAAGAGCUCCUCAAGCUGAACUAAUCCAAAAUCAUGUACAGUAAGGGGGGCCGCGGUCCACCGAGGAACCAGGAGAGGCGUAGGAGUAAAUAUAAGUCUGCUGUUAAUUAGAAAAUAAAUGACUCAUCCUCUUGAGAACUAUUAAAACAGUUUGACCCUGACUUUCACAAACAGCCAAACAAGUUUGUGUCCAAGACACACAGGAUGAAGUUGAGUCAUCAACAAUAAACCGGGCACAAGGGGGAUGGUGGUCAAACAAAUUCUCCAUUACAAUGGCCAACUGCACACGCAACUCCAUUUAAGUCUGAUUACAUUUGUUAUUCCCAAUGUGCCACAGAUUUAUUGUUUAAAAGGUGUGCUUAAAAGUUGCCAAUGUGAAGUUGUGUGUAUAAAAAAUGACCAGCCUCAUCUGGUGAAACCCAUGGGGGCCAUAUUUUGUACGCAAGCUAACGGUAGAACAGAUUACGUUCGUCAAUUUGAAAAUCUAAUUGUACAAAGUUGCAGGUAGUCAUGGAGAAAUUGUGUUAAACUGCUCAGUGAACACACGGGCAUCGUUUGGAUAUUUAUACUGUUUUUAUCCAAGAAAACUGCACAAUCUUAUGACCAAUUGCUCCUUUCCCGACCUGCAGAAUUUAAAUGGACAGAUCUGUGUAAUUCAUGGCACAAUUCAAACAGGAACGUAGAAUCAUUGCCUCCUAAAGUUCCCAUGGUGGACCACCGAAAGAGAACCGCAACCCAACAGUUGUACUUGGCUCCACAUUGAGAAAGAAAAAACCCUACUUUUUUUUUCCAUUAUGUAAUCGGAGCUGCACACCCAAGAAAACCAGUAAUACAGGGCGAUACCAUCGCGAUUAUCAGACCUCUCUAAUCACAGGCCUGUGGGCUGCUCACAGAUCACCAGUUCAGAUAUCCAGAUCACAACAAACAUCUCCGUGUAGCAGACGUAUAGCAUCCACCCUGUUGGGGGGGAAAAAAAGAAGAAGAAGAAGAAGAAGAAAAAGCUGAUGAUUGAGUCCAGGUGUUAGAAGAGAUAAUUCCUGGACCAAUACAGUGGGUGUGUGAGGUCAGCUGAGGAGGCCCAACAGCUGGAGAGCAACUGGAGCAAAGACAUCAAGAGAACUAAGAGCGAGAUUAUCAAGUGAUGGAUUUCAUCAUUUUUGGGGAACUGUUUGGUAAAGUAGAAAAAAAGAAGGUAGGGAACAUAUUUGUGGGCUUUGGCCUCCCGGUCCAUCACUUACCGAAUCUCAGGCUCUUCAAAAGUGGUUGCACAUGGAAAAAUGCAGUGUUGAUGGGUUUUUUUUGGUAGAGGAUAAAGCUUUGACGGGAGAAUUGGCUCAUUGACGGUGAGAAGUUAUCAGAAGGGUCUGGAGGACAAGGUAACAACAAUAGGUGUAAGUAUUGUAAACCAUCAUGUGAGGCUUCGCAUUGGAAAGUGAGCGGCGCUCUCCAGAUAGUUACUCCGUCUUCUGGGGGAAGUUCAAAAGGAGAUUAAGGAAACCGUGAGAAGUUUGGCUUUGAUGACUUAAGAGCACGUCUCUAAAGUCUUCGGAAUCAAAGGAAGGGGAGUUUGAGCUUGAAUGUUUUUCUCGUUGAACUGGCGGUAGAAGUACAGCAACCGUUUCAUCUCACUGGGGGGGGGGAUCGCUCGCUGCCAAUACUAUGCACACGGCUUCGCGGCGCUUCGUGGAAAUCCGUUUUACACCUUUUAAAAAGGAAAAGUUUGACAUUGUGGGGCUUUGCUUGCAGAGCGUCAGACAAGACGAUCGGUAGCACUCUCAUCGAGAGUUCAUCGAGUAUGAGGUCGCAGCCAGCAGCCGCUUAGCUUAGCAUAAACGACUGGAAACCCCGCUGGUGGCUUAGCACAACUUGUUGAACAGAUGAGAUAAUCUCCAUAAAUGAGGAAUCUGUUGGCAAUGGGACACGGUGGGUUUGGCAUCUGAAGCGUUCUGUCUUGUGUGGUUUAUAGUCCGAGUCGUAUUGACCGAUCGCGUUCGUGAGAGGCUUUUAGCAUGGAUGGAGGUAAAUAAAUCCGUUUGGAGAGCAGAGCGGGCGGAACGAGCCAAAAUGCAAUCUUGAGCUUUGUGAUGGUUUAAAAUAAGCUUGUCGUUAUUAGUUAUGAGUCGACGUCGUCUCUCAACUCUGAUAAUCGUUCUAUAGACAAUGCAGCGAACAGAAAAGAGGAGUCUUGGCCUGGAUGUCCUGGACUUCACCGGAGUCAACGGGUUUAACAAGAUAUCGUGUUCAUUAGUGAGCGACGGAAAUUAUAUUUCAGUUAUCCAUUCCAAGUAAAGCUUCGUUAUUAGAACAAUUAUUCUUCGUUUUUUUGGUGCCAGGUAGAUUCCGAUGAUGUCAA
Molecule: messenger RNA, 7722 nt
Organism: Pseudoliparis swirei
Lineage: Eukaryota; Metazoa; Chordata; Actinopteri; Perciformes; Liparidae
Gene: cilp2
Product: cartilage intermediate layer protein 2
Exons: 10
Coding region: 106-3858 (1250 amino acids)
Source: RefSeq, a predicted model, not a curated record